This is a messenger RNA of Sorex fumeus (smoky shrew), 715 nucleotides long. It is a transcript of the gene CUNH5orf47, whose product is annotated as chromosome unknown C5orf47 homolog. Lineage: Eukaryota; Metazoa; Chordata; Mammalia; Eulipotyphla; Soricidae. The coding region runs from base 1 to 492 and encodes 163 amino acids. The transcript has 4 exons. The record is from RefSeq and is a predicted model, not a curated record.
AUGGCGGCGCAGGAACGCCCCGCGCCGCGCUUCGUCUACGUGACGCGCUUCGGCUCGCACCGGUGCGGCGGCGUGUUGCGGCUGGGCCGCCGGCGGGGCGCGGCCGCCGAGGAGCCGCGGGGAGCGGCGGCGGCCGCGCGGCCUCCCGACCCCCGGGCCCCUCAGCCGUCGGCCACAGGUGGCGCCAGGGGCUCGCCGCCCGCCUUCCCGCCCCCGCUCUGCGACCCCGGCUCGGGAGGCUUAACCCAGGAGAAUUUAUCUAAAAAGUUUGAUUUCCCCAUACCUUUGAGUGAAGCUUCCAAAAAAAUGAAGAAAAAGAAAAAGGAUUCGGCAUGGACCAGUGUACACAAAGUCAUUUCCAGAAUGCUUAAAGAAAAUGAAAAGUAUAGACUCAGGCUAAAGUGUCAACAAUCAUCUACUGAAAGAGUGAACCCUGUGGAUCUGUUGACCAAAGAAGAUUGUGAAGAGUUUAAAGAUGGAACUUUAAAUUGAAUCAUAACCUCUUUGUUUGGGUGGUUUGUUGGAAUUAGAAUUUCAGUAAUUGGAUAGAAUGACAUAUUAGGGCACAAAAUUAAUAGUAUUUUGGGGUCAGAGCAGUGCUGGGGAUCGAAUCCAGGUUGACCACAUGCAGGCAAGUGCCCUAUCCAUUGUACUAUCUCCAACCCCUAAAAUUUUUUUCUUCUAGCAUUUCCACUACAUUCUCAUGGUUUCCAUU